AUGGGGACAAUAGGAUGGAGAAAUCAAACAAUUGUGAGAGAAUUCCUUCUGCUAGGAUUUGGUGAUCUCCCAAAACUGCAAGUUCUUCUCUUCCUGGUAUUUUUGAUCAUUUAUUUGGUGACUCUGUCUGGAAACCUCCUAAUGGUAAUCCUCAUUGUAGCUGCUCGGCAACUGCACACUCCCAUGUAUUUCUUCUUGGAGAAUCUUUCUUGCUUAGAAAUCUGCUACAGCACAGCUAUUCUUCCACGUUUGCUGGCCAGUUCCCUGACUGGGGUGAAAAACAUUUCAUUUGGAGGUUGCUUUGUACAGUAUUAUAUGUUUGCUUGCCUAGCUGGGACUGAGUGCUACCUCCUUUCUGUGAUGUCUUAUGACCGGUAUUUAGCAAUCUGUAAACCAUUGCAUUAUGCAGUCCUAAUGAAUGACAGGUUAUGCUUCCAGCUCUCAGCUGGAUCCUGGGCAUGUGGACUUUUAGUGAGCACCGUUACAACCAUAUUGAUGUCAUGGUUAUCCUUCUGUGGCCCCAAUGAAAUUGAUCAUUAUAUAUGUGAAUUAAAGUCAAUGCUAAAACUCUCCUGUAGUUACACCUAUGGGACAGAACUCACAAUAUUUAUUUUUGCCUGUACAUUCACUGUCCCCCCCUUUCUACUCACAACAGCCUCCUAUAUUUAUAUCAUAAGAACAGUCUUAAGAAUUCCAUCCAGAAUCGGAAGGAAGAAGGCAUUUUCCACCUGCUCCUCUCACCUCUUUGUAGUUGGCCUUUUCUACGGGACUCUCAUAAUUGUUUAUAUGCUUCCAAGAAUCUGCAUUCUGGGACAGCUCAAUAAAGUCUUUUCUCUCUUCUACACUGCUCUCACUCCUAUGGUGAAUCCACUCAUAUACAGCCUGAGGAACAAAGAUGUGAAGGAAGCUUUAGAGAAACUCCUUGGGAAAAUGACCAACCUGAGAAACACGGUUGAGAAUCCAGCUUGGAAAAUGGCAGCAGGUGGGUUGGGAAAUUAA
This is a messenger RNA of Varanus komodoensis (Komodo dragon), 999 nucleotides long. RefSeq names its product olfactory receptor 2G3-like. The transcript has a single exon. Gene Ontology annotation, cellular component: membrane. Bases 1 to 999 code for a protein of 332 amino acids. The record is from RefSeq and is a predicted model, not a curated record. Gene Ontology annotation, biological process: G protein-coupled receptor signaling pathway. Gene Ontology annotation, molecular function: G protein-coupled receptor activity; olfactory receptor activity. NCBI's taxonomy places the organism in Eukaryota, Metazoa, Chordata, Lepidosauria, Squamata, Varanidae.